CCCCCGCCAGCAGUAGGGCUGCCGAGGCUCUCGAUGAGGUUCUUUUUCCUCUUUCGAGGAAAAAGAACCUCACUUGCGCCAUCUAGCCCAUGUGACAUAGACUUCAAACAUGCGGGUAGCGAGAGCCAGCGAGUGGCAGCGCAGGUUUGUAUGUCUAGCAUCGUUCCAAGGAAGCGUCUGCUACGUUUUCGGGCUUUCGUGCGCCAUUCUAUUUUAGUUCCAAAACCGCAAAACGUUCGUGGGACUUUCACUUUCACCACUUUUAACGAAAGCGCGCACUCAUCGGCAAGAAUGGACGAUGAUAAAAUAGAGGCAAACAGUGGCCACAUAAGGGGUGCCAGUGAAGUCCAUGGCCAUGCCAGGCUCAGUAUGCAGGAUGACAGCUACAUUCAAGACGCCAUCCCGAAGAACAGUCUCAAUUCCACACGGAAAAUCAAUAAGCUGGACAUCGAGUAUGUGAGCAAGGAAGUGGUGGAAUGGCGGGACUUGGCGAGGCUGCUGCCAGAGGAGCCAAUCACAGAGGAGGAGCUCCACUACAUCAGACUGCAGCAUCACAGCGCAAGCGAGAGGGUAAAGAACAUUCUUGAGCUUUGGAGGAACAAGUGCCAUGGCAGUGCAACGCUGGGCAGCCUCGUCGAAUCUCUGCACUUGCUGGGCUACAGUGAGCUGGCCAUGAUGCUCCAGCCGAAGCCUCCCAUAGUUAAUGCACAGCCCAGUAGCCCAAGCCAGGCCUUACCAGAUCAGACUGCUCCUUGA
Messenger RNA from Ixodes scapularis (black-legged tick), 756 nucleotides. RefSeq lists its product as uncharacterized. Lineage: Eukaryota; Metazoa; Arthropoda; Arachnida; Ixodida; Ixodidae. The record is from RefSeq and is a predicted model, not a curated record. Gene Ontology annotation, molecular function: protein binding. The transcript is spliced from 6 exons. The coding region runs from base 34 to 756 and encodes 240 amino acids. Gene Ontology annotation, biological process: signal transduction.